Messenger RNA from Aspergillus nidulans FGSC A4, 1623 nucleotides. Its product is annotated as caspase family protein. The record is from RefSeq and is a predicted model, not a curated record. Gene Ontology annotation, biological process: proteolysis. Gene Ontology annotation, molecular function: cysteine-type endopeptidase activity. Lineage: Eukaryota; Fungi; Ascomycota; Eurotiomycetes; Eurotiales; Aspergillaceae. The transcript is spliced from 2 exons. Bases 1 to 1623 code for a protein of 540 amino acids.
AUGACGUCGGCCUCAAAUUCAGGUGCCCCGACAAAAAGGGCUCUCCUGAUCGGCAGUCCGACAUACGAUCUUAGGGGGCCUCAGAACGAUGUCGAGAAUGUCGGCAACCUCCUGAGACGCCAUGGGUUCCGGGUUCGAGAGUGCUGCGGGCCCCGAGCCACAAGAGAUGGGAUCUUGACCAUGUGGAGAGAGCUCAUCUUUGACACUCAACCCGAUGAUACAGUAGUUAUUUACUAUUCCGGCCAUGGCGGAUUCGCAAAGGAUCCAAAAGACCACUCUGGGAGACGGUACCAGUACAUCGUGCCGACUGACUAUGUCACCCCUUCCAGUCCUGGUGAUUUUAAAGGAAUUUUCGAUAUCGAGAUAUCAAGGCUUGUUCAUCAAACAACUAAGAAUACUCACAAUGUCACCGUGAUCCUGGACUGCUGCUUUUCAGGACGCAUGGCGCGCGAUCCCACCCAUGGAGGCCACGCCGUCAGGAAAGCGCUGGAGAAUGUCCCAUAUGAUCAAGUUUCGAAGGCGUAUGAAUUAGCGGCCAAAAGUGUCUUCUCGGAUUUGACCAGUGUUGAAGGGAAUCUGAAUGCAGUGCGAAUUGUGGCGGCGACGGAUUCCGAGGCAGCGUUUGAAUAUGACGAGGGUGACGGGCGCAUAAUCGGUGCCUUCACCAGAGCCCUGCUCGCGAAUCUGGAGAAUGCACUGCAGGCGAGUCUCACAUGGAAGCAAAUGAUGCUCAGAGUGUCGGACCUGGUCAACACUCAGUUCCCCUAUCAACAUCCGCAUGUGGAAGGCCCGUACAAUAGGGUUGUGUUUUCUCAGCAGGAGAAGGACACCAACGUCUAUCAGGUAGAAAUAUCAGACACGGGAGAGCACAUCCUCCAGGCCGGUCAGACUGCAGGUGUCAGGGUCGGCAAUACCUACCACAUCAUCUACAACGAGACUGCAGCAAGAUCAAAGGAUCUCAAUUCCCGAGAGAUAGGAGUAGUGACGAGUGUUGCCCCACUGAAUGCUAUACUCCAGACCCAGUCGAAGGUCCUUGGAGAACAAACUGCCAGUGCAUAUCCUGAGAUAGAGGCACAAUAUCGAUACCCAGUCUCGGUGACUGACAGUCUGAAACGGUAUGUGGACGACCAGAUACGCAAAAUGAAAUUCAUACAGCUAUCUGAGAACGGCCCAACUUCCAUGGUGUUUGCCCGUCUUGAUCAACAGGAUGAGACGAUCUGUCUGAGCAUCUGUGGCGAGCCGCGUGCUGCUUUCAACGCUAAUGGAGAUAUCACAGGGGCUGUCUCUAGAGCUCUUCAGCUUGCAAACUCAGUAUCUCGAGCAGCUCACUUGUUGUCUAUCAAACCUGCAGGUGAAGUGAGACUGGACCACGAGUUGCAGAUUACACUCUCGAAAAUCAAUCCUGGAGAACAUGGUACAGAGGAUCUUGCUACUAAUGGCACUGCCUGGAUUAGUUGCAGAGACCGGAUAUGCAUAACACUGAACAAUACUUCUUCGGUCGAUACUGUAUAUGUGGGAUGGAGAUCCGUUGGCCAAAGGAUAUCCCUGGUGACGUCCAAGAAUCCAUUCCCGAGUGGGUGGUCUGUCUCGUUACAAAUGCUGAAAUCGACCUUCGCUGCCUAG